AAUGAGUGAUGUACUCGUGCGCACUGCUAUUCGUCGAUGACGCAUCGCACACAGCUAAGGAAAGGUAAUGGUUCGAACGUAAUACGACAUGGAUAGAACUUUGAAGGGGGAAAGAAAGGUUAAUACUUCGCGUUUCAUAUAACUAUUCGAGUAAUCUUAUUUUCUUGAUUCUCACGUUCACCGCGUGUAAGUACAAACAUUAUUAUUCGUAUAUUGCGUAUAUCGUAUGAAAAAAAUUAAUUGAGAAAGCAAGAGGAAAAGAGAGAAACGAAGAGAAGAAAAGAGAGGAAAAAUAGAAACUAGGAUGAGAGGAGCAAUCGUUGCCAGCAUCAGUGUCGUGAUAUUCGUUGGAGCAAUGUUGUGCAGCAGCUCUGACGGACAAGUGUACAUGGGAACGAAUUGGUUGAAAGAUCUGAACGAGAAUAUCAAUGCGUUGAACAGGAAUUUACAACAAAAUAUGCACCAGCUGCAACAACGAAUACAUAACACGGUGCAAAGAAAUUUGGAACAAGUUCAUCGAUUGACGGAAAAUCUAGAUAAUAAUUCUAGUAAUUCUAUGAUCCAAAUGAUUGGAGGAAACAGUGUCGUCAUAUCGAAUAAUGAUGGAACUAAGAUCGUUCAAUCCGGUCGUACUUCCGAUGGAAAACCUUAUAUCCGUGAAAGCACGGACAAAAUUAUAGGCGACACUCUUCAACAUAUUGAAAGAAUUUAUGAUCCCAUUACUAAUACUUCAAAGAUGCACGGCUAUACGUUGAAUUUAAAGGAUCCCUCGGCUAAACCUGUUCCGUUAAACGAUACUGCGUAAAAGAUGCCAAGGAAAAAAUGAUGUUACUACUUAUAUCUUAUAUUUAACAAUAAUCAUUUAUCUAUCUAAUAUUUUAUUUCCACAUAUGUAAACGACAAUAAAUGAGUGAAUAAUCAA
Messenger RNA from Apis dorsata (giant honeybee), 922 nucleotides. RefSeq lists its product as uncharacterized. The transcript is spliced from 3 exons. Bases 305 to 805 code for a protein of 166 amino acids. NCBI's taxonomy places the organism in Eukaryota, Metazoa, Arthropoda, Insecta, Hymenoptera, Apidae. The record is from RefSeq and is a predicted model, not a curated record.